Messenger RNA from Exophiala aquamarina CBS 119918, 1734 nucleotides. RefSeq lists its product as uncharacterized. The coding region runs from base 1 to 1734 and encodes 577 amino acids. Gene Ontology annotation, cellular component: phagophore assembly site. The transcript is spliced from 2 exons. Lineage: Eukaryota; Fungi; Ascomycota; Eurotiomycetes; Chaetothyriales; Herpotrichiellaceae. The record is from RefSeq and is a predicted model, not a curated record. Gene Ontology annotation, biological process: autophagosome assembly.
AUGACGCCACAUCGGAAUGGGAACAACAAUAUCGCCGGCUACAUGGCUCUCCAGCCACAGCAGCCACAGCAGCCACAGGACUUGACCGAACGUCGACAACCACUUGAUCCCGAGAAGCCUGAUCCCUUCGAUCUAUCAAAUCUUUCAUCAAUAACUCUCACUCAACUGACGGAAAUGGGUCAACCAGAGCAUCACUUCAACGUCUUCAUCCGGAUGCCCUACGCGCGCGGUGACUUUGUUGACCCUCCUCCUGUCGCUUGGAAUUCCACCAAAGAACAUGCGCUAUGGGACAUUCUUUCACGGGUCGCCAAAAACAGCGAGACUGACUGGAAAUCGUUGGCUGAGCAAUUCGAGGUCACCCCGACUUUCCUCCUCCAGCAAGCCGCCUGGCUUUAUGAACGCAAUCUACAGCAGGUUCGUGCUCACAUGCGACGUAUUGGAAAUAGUAGGCAAUCCUCCACCCCCAGUCCAGCCCCUGGGUCUACUUCUGCAAGCAUGGUUGGUGGUCAGGCUAUGAGGAGAGCUGGAAGUGGCGGAUCACGUGUCCCAUCCAGGCUUUCAACCCAAGCAUUGGGUAGUCCAACUACGGGCGCUGGUGGUGAUAGUACACCAGGGACGCCUGCUAAGAGCAGAGCUUCCUUGCCAGUGCGGAACGCUAGUGCGGUCGGAAGCACCGGCCCAUCCCAAGCCCGAACUGCCUCAGGCACUACGAGACCACUGUCUCGUCAGUCAUCAAGGGAUGCAGAGAUUACAGCUGGCCAUGUUGCGACACAGUCACGACGCGGAAGUCUUCAGCAUAUGGCGUCCCGUCCGCCAGGGCAAGCGCGUACAGCUGGGCAACAGCAACAACAGGGUCAACCUCAAUCUUCAGACUCUGAGGAAGAAAUGACACAAUCACGAAUGAUCACCCGACGAGGAAAUCCAUCACUACAAACUCACCGUCGUGUUGCUCUAGCUCUGCGGAAGGACUCUCAGUCUCAACGUGGCAAUGCUGCUAGCCCAGUCGACCUUGGCGCAGCCGCUCCACCUGCAGACUCAGGUGAUGAUGAGGAUGAAGACUCGCCCUCUUUCCUCCCAUUUGCAACACCGAAUUCACAACCUAACAGUGUUGAACCAAAGCUCCGCCCUUCCUCUUCCUCUCAGCAAGAUCCUAGCGCAACCCUACGUGGAGGAUUUACCCAUCCAGCUGGACUAGUUCAGACACAGAAUCUUCGACCUAACAUCCAUCGUCGAACCACGUCUGAACGGAUCUCUUCCCCAACUGUUGAACCACCAACACCCAAGCCGGACCGAGAUAUCAUAAGCUCCACUUCGUCAUUGUCGAGCCCGACUACGCAGUCUCAUCCAGGUACUACUGCAACAUGUGCAACAGCCAGGACCAAUCACUCCAAUGCGAGCAAUAAUCUUCCAGGUCCAGCUCAGGCAUCGCAAGCCUCCGGCAGACGGAGCAACCAAACCCCAUUGAGUCCACCACAUCGAGCACUUUUGCCAUCCUCGCCGCGUCGUCAUGCGACGGGUGCAGGCAGCGACACGAGCCCUAGCAUGGGUAGUUCGUUCUCAGAUCUUGAUGAUGCAAGUGUAACACAAUCGGCUUUGGAAGAGGCACUCCUAUCAGGUAUGGGCAACACCACAAUGACCGUACAUGGCGGAGUCGCUGGGAGGGUCAGUGGCAUCAGUCAGGCUUUAAGAAGUCGGUAUUUUGACUCAAGAGGAGCCGGGAUCAGUGAACGCUAA